Molecule: messenger RNA, 3537 nt
Organism: Colletotrichum karsti
Lineage: Eukaryota; Fungi; Ascomycota; Sordariomycetes; Glomerellales; Glomerellaceae
Product: TBC domain-containing protein
Exons: 3
Source: RefSeq, a predicted model, not a curated record
CUGACCUAUCACUCGACCGCCGAAUCGAAUCUCGACCUCGCUUUGGAGCUGACUGAUGCUUCAGCGAUCCGGUAUCAUCACGCUGUGACGCCAGAGCUCGUCUGCUACAUUGGCGACCAGCGUCUUGCCUCAUUCCUGGGCCUGCCCCUCAGAAGCCCCAGGAUGUUGAACCUAUCCAGCCUUGUGCAGAAGGCACAGCAGUUCAUCGACCCGACCCAGGGGCUGAACCUGACCAACUCCGACAAGAACCCGUCCAAGGCCUCGCUCUUCCAAAACCAGUUCCGCCUUCCCAGUACCCAGACGCCGCUCUACGAGAUCAAUGCCGAGCUUACCAUCCCACCCGCCAAUGCCACCUAUGGCGAGAAGGACCACGAUCGAGGCUACCACUAUGCCGGCAAGCUCCAUCUCUCCGAGGCCUACAUGUGCUUCUCCACAACACCAUCCAGCUUCGUCCAGUCCGCGAGCACCUCGACAAGCUCCGCCUUCACCGGCCAGACACACGGCGGAGGGCCAAGCGGAAAUGGAUUCACCUUCCCACUCUGCGCCAUCAGACGCGUUGAGCGGUUGAACAGUCAAACCUUCCAGUUUGCCUUGGCCAUUACGACCUGGAAUGGAAUCAAUCAGUCAAAGGACAAAGAUAAAGACCACGAUAAGGACUCGGCCGAUAAGGAGAAGAAGGAUAACAGGGAGCAGAGGAUCACGAUACACCUGGCCGGCACCCGUCAGGGCUGUGAGCGCUUUUGCGAUGGCUUGAAGAAGGGACUGAGGGCCGGCGUCGGCAACGUCACCAAAUACAAAAAAGUCACCAGCGAGUGUUACUCCGAAUACCUACUCCGAUCAGACGACAAGAAGAACGCGAGCCCACCCGACGCCGGCCUGGGUAUGCUUUUCCGCUACCCAGGAGACCCGAAGAAGCUCCGUGAUAGAGCCAAGAUGCGCCUUUGGGCCGAGUACCUGCGCGACAACGGCCGCAACAUGACCUUGAUUCGACAACCCACCUUUCAUAAGCUCAUCCGUGUUGGUCUGCCAAAUCGACUGAGAGGCGAGACUUGGGAGUUGACGUGCGGGUCCAUCUACCUCAGGCUCGAGAACCCCACGCUCUAUGCCGACACGCUGGCCAAGUACGCUGGACAGGAGUCUCUCGCUAUUGACGAGAUCGAAAAGGAUCUGAACCGAAGUUUGCCAGAGUACCCCGGUUUUCAGAGCGAGGAGGGCAUCGGUCGCCUGAGACGCGUGCUCACAGCCUACAGCUGGAUCAACCCUGAUGUUGGGUACUGCCAGGCCAUGAACAUCGUUGUCGCGGCCUUGCUCAUUUACAUGUCAGAGGCGCAAGCCUUCUUCCUGCUGUCGUCUCUUUGCGACAGACUGGUGCCGGGAUACUACUCGACCACCAUGUACGGCACUCUGUUGGACCAGAAGGUGUUUGAAUCACUUGUAGAGAAGACGAUGCCGAUCCUGUGGGAACACUUGGUCAAGAGCGACGUUCAGCUCUCAGUGGUGUCAUUACCGUGGUUCCUGUCACUUUACGUCAACUCCAUGCCGCUGGUCUUCGCCUUCCGAGUGCUGGAUGUCUUCUUCGUCGAAGGACCGAAAGUACUGUUCCAGAUAGGUCUGGCAAUCUUGAGGAUCAACGGCGAGGAGCUUCUGGAUGCCGCGGACGACGGCGCAUUCAUCUCCAUCCUCAAGACGUACUUCGCGCGCCUCGACGAGUCUGCGCACCCAAAGUCAGAGAACCCCAAGCUGCGUGCCGUCACCAAGUUCCAGGAGUUGAUGGUAGUAGCUUUCAAGGAGUUUUCUGGAAUCACUCACAGCAGUAUCACGGACUUGCGUCUCAAGAACAAGGACGCCGUUCUGAGCAACAUCGAAAGCUUCGCGAAGAGAACGGCCAUCCGGAAUUUGGGCCCUGACAGCAAACUGCUUGCUCCUGAGGAGUUGGGAGCGUUAUACGACCGCUUCUAUACCAUUCUAUACGAAAGACAACAGCGAGAUAGCAUCAUACAGCAAGAGAAGAUGCGCCGCGCGAAGAAUGCGCGACCCAGGGCGCGGGAUGCUUUCGAAGACAGCCCGGACCACGGAGUUGAAAAGGGUCGUGUUGCCCUGGGGCCCAGUACGAGCUUGAUGGAUUACGAUGCUUUCAGAGAGUUCCUCGCCAACAUGGCCAAGUGGGCCAUUUCAGAUGCCCCGACUACGCCUCGUCGAGAAACGUUUGCCGAGAGAGACAGGAACGCCUACACCAGCCGCCGACAACAGAAUGGACUUCUGUCUCCCUGGGGCGCUGGCCCGGAGCCUGCGGACCACGAGUUUAUGCAGCUUCUGUUCAAGAAAUGGGAUGUCACCGGCACUGGGGCACUGACUUUGAGCAAUGUCGUCGCCGGCUUCGCUAGUAUAAAGGGCAAGCGAGACAUUAUGGGCACCAUCACUUACUUCUUCGAGCUCUACGAUGACGAUGGUGACGGCAAGGUCGAUCGCGAGGGUAUCCUUCGAAUGUCGGAGGCUUUGUUGUUUUUGUCAAGACGAGGUCUUGAGGGAACCCUCAGCCCGAGCGCAUCCACCCUCACCCUGAACACACCCAACGGCAUGGCAAACAACAACGGCCCUGAGCCAGGUAUGCCUGGGAUCUCAACCAACGAGAGGUUUUUGGGCAGCGUCAGUGCAUUCAUAAGAAGGUGCUUCGAGUAUGCCGACCCCGACCAUCCGCAUAACCAGAACCGCAACAAGGAAGAGACAAGCAAGGCUGCCGACAACGACGGUGCUUUCGCCAUCGGCGACGAUGAGGACGAGGACGAGGAAGACCUCCUCGGUUUGGAGUCGCCUACAGGCAGCCCGUCAAAGGCCAAUAAACCUUUCGACGAUCCGACGCCACCUUCGGAGGACGAACCGACAGCCCCGGCUCAAUCUGAGCGGCGGGUGUCGAAAGCGCAGUCGGAGGCGGCAAAUGCUGCUUUGGAUCCCGCCAACCCUCUCCACAUUACACUGCCCACAUUCCGCAUGGUCGUUCUCGCCGACGAGCUUCUGGAGCAGUUCUUUGAGUCAUCCUUCCCGACAUCCUUCCAUCUCAUUGAGGGUCUACCCACGGUCUCGACACCAACGUCUACUCUGACGACCUUCUCCAGUCUCAACUUUGGCCGUGCACCUGUCGCCGCCUUGAACCCUGCCGCUCAGGGAGCCACGCGUGGUUUGCGUGGCGUCCUAGACAAUAUUGUCACGGAUGGCAUGCGCGUUGCCGCCGAGGUUCGCAGGAGAGUGGAGGAUGCGCAGAAGGAAUUGGAGAAGAACGCCGUGCCCGGUCAGAAGGAAGAAGAGGACGAGGAGGACGACGCGGACAUCGGCGUCGAGAUCGGCAUCAGAAAGGGCGCAGCCGGAGGAAGCGCGGACAUGGAGAGACGGAGUGUGCGGAGCGAAGACCGAGACCUCUUGGACGGGGCGGAUGCCUCGGCUGGUGCCAGCGGCAACGGCAAGGAAGGCCAGCUCGUGGACAUUGAACCCACCACCAGGAGUGAGGCAAAUGCCAAGGGGGUUGUUGAGUUUGAGGGCUGA